Messenger RNA from Dioscorea cayenensis subsp. rotundata (Guinea yam), 2610 nucleotides. Its product is annotated as digalactosyldiacylglycerol synthase 1, chloroplastic-like. NCBI's taxonomy places the organism in Eukaryota, Viridiplantae, Streptophyta, Magnoliopsida, Dioscoreales, Dioscoreaceae. The record is from RefSeq and is a predicted model, not a curated record. The coding region runs from base 61 to 2412 and encodes 783 amino acids. Gene Ontology annotation, cellular component: chloroplast outer membrane. Gene Ontology annotation, biological process: galactolipid biosynthetic process. Gene Ontology annotation, molecular function: digalactosyldiacylglycerol synthase activity. The transcript is spliced from 7 exons.
CCUCGCCACGAUCCCAAGCUCCAAGGAAGUGAAACCCUAACCCUAAUCUCCUUCGUCUUCAUGAUCAACCUCGCUAUGGAGCCUCGGCCGCCGACCUUUGACCCAGCGGAGAAGGCCCUUGCCUUCAUCUCCCGUGGCUGGCGCGAGGUCCGUGACUCCGCCGGCGCCGACCUGCAGCUUAUGCGGACGCGCGCAAGAACCUUCAAGAGCCUCGCGGACCUUGAGUUUGAGAACUUCCUCAAUUCUGCUUCUCCUUUCUCUGUCUCUGCGGCUGAGGCCCCCAUAGCGGAGCUCGAUUUCGUGAAGCGUAUAAAGCCCAAGCUCUCCGAGAUCCGCCGAGCCUACUCAUCCCCGGAUUUCAGCCGGAAGGUCCUCGAGAGAUGGAAUCCUAGGUCCCGGUUCCAGCUUGAUUUUUCUGGGAUUAGGGACGCGAUUGUUUCCGUGGAUGAGAACGAAGGAUUUGGGGAUUUUGGGCGAGGUAGGCUGAAGCGUGAGGGAAGGGGGGUUCGCUCGAAGGAGGGAGAGACGGAGUGGGAAAUUAUCCGAAUCUUGAAGACGGGUCUGAAAGAAUUCGAGCGGAAGAGCCAUUCGAAGGAUAUUUUCUUGGAUAUCGAACGUAAAAGUAGCGAAUUCGUCGAGAAAGUGAAAUUAAGCCUGAAAUCAAUUUGCAAGGAGCCUGAAGAUUCCAAGGAUGUUCCACCAUUAGAUGUCCCUGAACUCUUGGCAUAUCUAGUCAAGCAAUCUGGUCCCUUUUUGGAUCAACUUGGUGUAAAAAGAGAUAUCUGUGACAAAAUAGUGGAAGCUUUGUGCUGUGGACGGAAAGAUCCACUCAUGUCACAUUCUCUUUCUGCGCAAGACACACCCUUGCUCCAAAAUGAAAAUGUCCAUGAUGAACUUGACUUGAGGAUAGCAAGUGUACUGCAAAGUACAGGACAUCACUAUGAAGGUGGAUUUUGGACCAACCUCACAAAGCCUGAAAUUGAUGAGGAGAAGAGACAUAUUGCAAUAGUGACAACUGCCAGUCUUCCCUGGAUGACAGGAACUGCUGUUAAUCCUCUUUUUCGAGCAGCAUAUCUAUCGAAAUCUGCAAAACAAAAAGUGACUUUAUUGGUACCUUGGCUAUGCAAACCAGAUCAGGAGUUGGUUUAUCCUAACAGCCUGACUUUUAGCUCUCCAGAUGAACAGGAAACUUACAUUCGUAAUUGGGUGGAAGAGAGAGUUGGUUUUAAGGCUGAUUUCAAUAUAUCCUUUUAUCCGGGAAAGUUCUCAAAAGAAAGACGGAGCAUAAUACCUGCUGGGGACACUUCGCAAUUCAUUUCUGCCAAGGAAGCUGAUAUUGCAAUACUCGAAGAGCCAGAGCAUUUAAACUGGUACCAUCAUGGUACGCGUUGGACUGACAAAUUUAACCAUGUUGUUGGUGUUGUCCACACAAAUUACUUGGAGUACAUCAAGAGGGAAAAAUAUGGGGCUUUCCAAGCUUUUCUUGUCAAGCACAUCAACAACUGGGUCACCAGAGCAUACUGCCAUAAGGUUCUUCGUCUUUCUGCAGCAACCCAAGAUCUACCCAAGUCGGUCAUUUGCAAUGUUCAUGGCGUGAACCCCAAGUUUCUCAAGAUUGGAGAGAAAAUAGCAGCUGAGAGAAAUGGCGGGCAACAGUCAUUUUCCAAAGGGGCAUAUUUCUUGGGUAAGAUGGUCUGGGCAAAAGGCUACAGGGAAUUGAUUGAUCUCUUGGCAAAACACAAACAAGAUUUGGAAGGUUUUAAAUUAGAUGUGUAUGGAAACGGCGAGGAUUCUCAUGAAGUACAAUCUGCUGCCAAAAAGUUGGAGCUGAAUCUUAACUUCCUUAGGGGAAGGGAUCAUGCAGAUGAUUCACUUCAUGGGUACAAGGUUUUUAUAAACCCCAGUCUCAGUGAUGUCCUCUGUACAGCAACAGCUGAAGCUCUUGCCAUGGGAAAGUUUGUUAUCUGUGCAGACCACCCAUCAAAUGAGUUCUUCAGGGCAUUUCCCAACUGCUUGACUUACAAGACAUCAGAGGAUUUCGUGGCAAGAGUGAAAGAAGCACUGGAAAAUGAACCUCAUCCCCUGACCCCAGAGCAGAGAUACAAUUUAUCAUGGGAGGCUGCCACUCAACGAUUCCUGCAGACCUCAGACCUUGAUAAAGUUCUGCUAAGCAAUAAUGACACAACCGCAAAUCCCGGACAUUCCAAGAGGAUAAGGAAAUCAAUUUCAAUGCCAAGUUUGUCUGAAGCUGUGGACGGUGGAUUAGCACUAGCGCACUAUUGUCUCACAGGGAACGAGAUCCUAAGGUUAUCUACCGGAGCCAUACCAGGCACAAGAGACUAUAACAAGCAACAUUGCAUCGACUUGCAUCUCUUGCCACCGCAGGUUCAGAAUCCCGUAUACGGAUGGUAGCAAAUUUUUUCAAUCAGAAUUAAGACCAGUCAUCAUCUUCGGCUUUUGUGAAUAGUUAGUUUGAUCAUCUUUGACUUGUAAAUUAGAUUUCCAUCAAGCGAGAUCAUACCAGAGCUGUAGCAAUGUGUCCAUGUGUACCAAUACUCACUCACUUUUGACAAUAACUAAUCUACAUAUACAAGUUCAUUUUUUAUUCAA